Salvia miltiorrhiza (redroot sage) is the source of this 1830-nucleotide messenger RNA. RefSeq lists its product as uncharacterized. Bases 1 to 1830 code for a protein of 609 amino acids. The record is from RefSeq and is a predicted model, not a curated record. Lineage: Eukaryota; Viridiplantae; Streptophyta; Magnoliopsida; Lamiales; Lamiaceae. The transcript is spliced from 5 exons.
AUGACCAUGCAGAUGAAAUUUGAAUGGCAUCAUCAUGAUGCUCCAAGUUACGGAGUUGAUCAAGAUCUCAACGAUGAUGUUGCCCAUCAUCAUUAUCAUGAUAAAGUCAACCAUGAGAUUCAGCCAUUUCAUAUUAUUGGUAGAGGCGUGCCAAAAAGCAACGACUCCACUGCAAGGAAACUCAGGUGGUUGCGCUCUCAAAUCAUCGGCGGCUCAGCUGAACUCAAAACUCCCUUUGGGCGGCGCCGCCUCACUUACGCCGAUCACACCGCUUCCGGUCGCUCCCUCCACUACAUCGAGAACUAUAUCACAACCAAAUUACUUCCCUUUUAUGGCAACACGCACACGAGCGAUAGCCACGUGGGAUACCAUACGACAACAAUGGUGCACGAGGCGACGAACUACGUGAAGAGAUGCUUAGGCGGCGGCGAAGAAGACUCCAUAAUAUACUGUGGGUCGGGCUCGACAGCGGCGAUCAAACGCCUCCAAGAAGUGAUGGGAAUCGUCGUUCCCUCAAUUCUAAGGGAGAGGGUUCUAAAAUGCUUAAGCAAGGAAGAGAGGUGGGUGGUUUUGGUAGGCCCCUAUGAGCACCAUUCCAACCUCCUCUCAUGGCGGCAGAGCCUGGCCGAAGUGGUGGAGAUCGGCCUCGACCACCGCGGCCACAUCGACAUGGAGGCUUUGCGGGAAAAACUUAGUUUCUACAUGAAUGAAAAACGAAAAAUUUUGGGCUCUUUCUCUGCUUGUAGCAACGUCACCGGAAUUAUCACUGACACCCGUGCCGUCGCUCGCCUCCUUCACCAAUACGGAGCGUUUGCAUUUUUCGACUUUGCUGCGAGCGGACCGUACACGAAGAUGGAGAUGAGAUCGUGCAAAACAGAUGGAUACGAUGCAAUAUUUUUGAGCCCACAUAAGUUUGUGGGAGGUCCAGGUACCCCGGGGAUACUAUUGAUGAGCAACAUCCUUUACCAGCUUGGUUCAUCAGCUCCAUCAACUUGUGGGGGUGGAACUGUUGAUUAUGUUAAUGAUUUGGAUGAAAAGGACACCAUAUAUGUAGACAACAUAGAAGAAAGAGAAGACGCUGGAACUCCACAAAACAUCCAAAAAGUAAGAACUAGCUUAGCUUUCUGGAUCAAAGAAUACAUAGGUUACAAUGCCAUUGACAAACUAGAGAAGAGCUACAUACAAAGAGCUCUGCAACGAUUCACUCCCAAUCCCAACAUUUUGAUAUUAGGUAACGCCAAUGUGAAGAGACAAUCCAUCUUGUCUUUUCUCAUAUACUCGUCUUCUUCAAACAACACUAGAGGAAAGCCGCUCAAUGGCUCCUUCGUCGCCAAGCUUCUCAACGACCUCUUUGGCAUUCAAGCCCGUGGGGGCUGCGCUUGUGCCGCCCCUUACGGCCACCGCCUACUUAAUCUUAACCACCACCACUCGCUUGCCUUGAGAUCCUUCGUCAAACAGGGAUAUGGUGGAGUAAAGCCAGGAUGGACAAGAGUGAGCUUCCCAUACUACAUGGCGCAGGAAGAAGUGGAAUUCAUUCUAGCAUCCAUCGAAUUCAUAGCUAUGUAUGGCCAGAGAUUUAUGAGUUUAUACCAUUUCAGCUGGAAAAAGGGGUCUUGGACUUUUAUGGAAAACAUUAACUCACACAAAGAUCAAUACGGCUUAUCUUUACAAUCUAUGAUCAGGCCAUUCAACAUGAAACAAAAUGUGGCCUUGAGAUACACGAAUUAUCUGGAAACUGCAAAACGCAUUGCCACCCUUUUGCCCAAAUUUCCACCUCAAAGAGAAACUCCACAAGAUAUAGAUGUUGAUCUUGUGCCUUUUCGAGUUUAA